This is a messenger RNA of Fusarium pseudograminearum CS3096, 579 nucleotides long. RefSeq lists its product as uncharacterized. The transcript has 3 exons. Lineage: Eukaryota; Fungi; Ascomycota; Sordariomycetes; Hypocreales; Nectriaceae. The coding region runs from base 1 to 579 and encodes 192 amino acids. The record is from RefSeq and is a predicted model, not a curated record.
AUGAAUCAAGAUUUUUCAGGGCACAGCAACAGCAACCAAAAUGACAUCAACGAAGUGGAGGAGGCUGCAGAACGAAGAGCAGCUUCGGACCUACCAAGCCCAGAGUCGGUCGAGGGUUAUGACGAUCUGCCACGGUACCCUCCAGGCAGCCCGGUUCCAAAGGGCUAUGGAGGUGCUCUCAUAAGGACCUUGAAAGGUAUCCCUCCGUGUGUUUGGAUCAUAAAUCAGCAUGACGAGGAUAUAACUGUCGUCGUUUCCAAGUACCGUCCAAAUCGACUUCUUAGUGGAGCAGAAGUAAAUGCUUCCGCAACUGGUGGGGGACUCAACUUCAGUUCGACGACAUACUUGGGACCUGCUACGACCAAGACUCUUGUUCCCGAGACAGAAAGCAGAGAAGGGUCUGUAGGCGUGUUUCCGCUAUGGACAAGGAAGAACGGUUUCGGUGUGGUGACCAUCUUCAAAGGUUCAGAUAAGUAUAUUGAAAAUGAUCGUAUUGAAGCUGGAGCAACAGGCUAUUUUAUAGACACACCAAACCUGAAGAUUGUAUCCUUCAAAGAAGCACUAUCUGACAAGUCUUGA